Schizophyllum commune H4-8 is the source of this 488-nucleotide messenger RNA. RefSeq lists its product as uncharacterized. The coding region runs from base 141 to 428 and encodes 95 amino acids. The transcript has a single exon. The record is from RefSeq and is a predicted model, not a curated record. NCBI's taxonomy places the organism in Eukaryota, Fungi, Basidiomycota, Agaricomycetes, Agaricales, Schizophyllaceae.
GCAUCAUUAGCACGCUUCAACUCUCGCGAGAUAGCUCACUCACUCGUCCCUGCCAUUGCCGUGCGCUGUAGACGCCGUGCGUCGCGCGGCGGCAGUCCUAUGCCAGGCGCGGCCAGCGGCGGCGCGGAAGACGGAGUGCAAUGGGCUAUUGGCGGAGGAUACUGCGCGGGAGCACCCUGCAAGCAUGCAUGGGCGCGAGCUGCUGUCUCGCCUCCCAGGACUGUCCUCAAUCGGUCGGGCGCGCCACGGAGCGCGACGGGCGGGAAUGGAGAUUUUUCCGAAAAUCACAGCACGUGGCUUGUCGUGUUGGAUUUGUGGCGUGGACGGCCCGAUGCUCCGAGGCCAUCGAUUAUACCAGCGCAGUAACUGCUAUGCAACCGGUCUCUGCCAGUCUCCUUUGGUCGCCCGUGAAGCCCCUUGAGUGCUAAUUGCCGGAACAAGCAUUGCAUGAACGAUCGAGUACUUACACAAGAUGAAGACAACAAAUG